This is a messenger RNA of Cajanus cajan (pigeon pea), 2210 nucleotides long. RefSeq names its product phosphoinositide phospholipase C 2. Gene Ontology annotation, cellular component: plasma membrane. Gene Ontology annotation, biological process: phosphatidylinositol-mediated signaling; release of sequestered calcium ion into cytosol; lipid metabolic process. Lineage: Eukaryota; Viridiplantae; Streptophyta; Magnoliopsida; Fabales; Fabaceae. Gene Ontology annotation, molecular function: phosphatidylinositol-4,5-bisphosphate phospholipase C activity. The record is from RefSeq and is a predicted model, not a curated record.
CGUAUCCAUUCUCCGACAAAAAAGUUGUCCUAAACACCUUCUUCACACGCCGCGUACGCGUUCACCACGAUACUUAUCUUCUUCAAAGGAUUGGUAGAGAGUAGAGAGAGUGUAAAACAUGCCCAAACAGACUUAUUACAACGUAUGCUUCUGCUUCCGCCGCCGCUUCAGGCUCCCCGUGACGGAGGCCCCGCCGGAGAUAAGGACCCUUUACGACCGUUACUCCGACGAGAAUGGCGUCAUGACAGCUUCUCACCUCCAAAGUUUCCUUGUUGAGGUGCAGAGGGAAGAGAAUACCACUGAGGAGGAAGCACAAGCCAUCAUUGAUGGCCACAAGCAUCUCAGUAUCUUUCACCGACAGGGUCUCAAUCUCGAGAGCUUCUUCAACUAUCUCUUCAGUCCCAAUAACCCGCCUCUCUCACCUUCUCCUCGGGUGUACCAAGAUAUGACUUCACCUUUGUCUCAUUACUUCAUUUAUACGGGUCAUAAUUCCUAUCUAACUGGGAACCAGCUUAGCAGUGACUGCAGUGAAGCCCCCAUCGUGAAAGCACUUCAGAGAGGUGUAAGGGUGAUUGAAUUGGAUAUAUGGCCUAAUGCAUCAAAAGAUGAUGUGGAUGUUCUUCACGGAAGGACUUUAACAUCUCCGGUAGCGCUCAUCAAAUGUUUGAGGUCUAUUAAGCAGCAUGCUUUUGAUGCCUCAGAAUAUCCAGUUGUAAUAACGUUAGAGGACCACCUUACUCCCGAUCUUCAGGCCAAAGUGGCUGAGAUGAUUACUCAAACAUUUGGAGACAUGCUAUUUUGUCCUAGCUCAGAAAGCUUGAAGGAAUUUCCUUCUCCCGAAUCACUUAAAAGGAGGAUUAUUAUAUCAACCAAACCGCCAAAGGAGUACCUUGAGGCAAAAGAAGCACAAGAAAGGGAGGAGGGACCACUAAAGGGAAAGCCGGCAGAUGAUGAAGAAGCAUGGGGGAAGGAAGUUCCUAGUUUGAGAGGUGGCACUAUCUCUGAUUACAAGAACAUUGGGGAUGAAGACGAUCUUGAUGAUGAGGAUGAUAUUGAUGAAGCAGCAAAGUCACGUCAAAACACAUCAGACGAAUACAGACGUUUAAUUGCCAUUCAUGCUGGGAAGCCUAAAGGUGGGUUAGAGGAAUGUCUCAAAGUGGAUCCUGAUAAAGUGAGACGUCUAAGUUUAAGUGAGCUACAGCUUGAAAAGGCUGCUGAAACUCAUGGAAAAGAAAUUGUGAGGUUUACUCAACGGAAUAUGCUGAGAGUGUACCCAAAAGGUACUCGCAUUACCUCGACAAAUUAUAACCCAUUGAUUGGGUGGAUGCAUGGAGCUCAAAUGGUUGCGUUUAACAUGCAGGGCUAUGGGAGAUCUCUUUGGUUGAUGCAUGGAAUGUUCAAAGCCAAUGGCGGAUGUGGUUAUGUUAAAAAACCAGAUUUUCUAUUAAAGACUGGUCCCAAUAAUGAGGUCUUUGAUCCUAAAGCUCAUUUGCCUGUGAUGACUACUUUGAAGGUGACUAUAUAUAUGGGGGAAGGAUGGUUUCACGAUUUCAAGCACACGCACUUUGAUCAAUUCUCACCCCCUGACUUCUAUGCAAGAGUGGGGAUUGCUGGAGUCCCUGAUGACACGGUUAUGAAAAAAACUAAGAGUGUAGAGGAUAAUUGGUUGCCUUCAUGGAAUGAGGUAUUUGAGUUCCCACUCACUGUUCCAGAACUGGCUCUACUUCGUGUAGAAGUUCAUGAGUAUGACAUGUCUGAGAAGGAUGACUUUGGUGGCCAAACGUGCUUACCUGUGUGGGAACUAAGAAGUGGAAUUAGAGCAGUUCCACUAUAUUCCCGCAGAGAAGAUAAGUAUAACAGUGUGAAGCUUCUCAUGCGCUUUGAAUUCAUUUGAAUUUGUGCAUGCUUCUGCUUCAUGUUUUGUACAGUCAUUACAAUGUUAUGGUAAGAGUUUGUAUGUAGCUGUGUAAUAUUGUAAAUGUUGCUUAUUUUGAAAGAUACUUUUUAUUUAUUUUGUCUUUUACUGAAAAUAUAUCUAAGGGAGUGAGUGAGACUAGUGUAUGGGGAUACUGAUGUAUUGGGAAGUGAGAGAGCUGUCAUUUGUGUAACUGUGUUGUAACUUGUAAGGCUUCGUAUUCUGAUAUUCAAUUUAUAUAGUAUAAACCAGAGGGCUUUGGUUUGAAAGGCUGGCUAAUUAGUAGUUUUUCAUU